Molecule: messenger RNA, 1572 nt
Organism: Peromyscus californicus insignis
Lineage: Eukaryota; Metazoa; Chordata; Mammalia; Rodentia; Cricetidae
Product: UDP-glucuronosyltransferase 3A1-like
Exons: 7
Coding region: 1-1572 (523 amino acids)
Molecular function (GO): UDP-glycosyltransferase activity
Source: RefSeq, a predicted model, not a curated record
AUGGCUGGGCAUCGGAUUGGGCUUCUAGUGAGCUUAUUUCUCCUUGAGGUUCUUCUCUUGGAUGCUGCAAAAAUCCUGACUGUGUCUACACUGAGUGGAAGCCAUUAUAUAAUGAUGAACCGUUUGUCACAAAUUCUUCAAGACCAUGGCCAUAAUGUGACCAGUUUGCUUAAUGAAAUGGUUUUUACCCCAGAAUUUAAAGAGGAGAAAACAUCAUACCGGGUUAUAAACUGGCGCCUACCUGAAGAUCAGCAAAAGGAAAUUGAUAAAAGAAUACAACUCACUGUAGAAGAAUUAAUAGCUUAUGACAGGUUCAAACAUCACACCAUUGUAAAGCUUUAUGAAACCUUUGCAGACUUAUGCAGUCACUUAUUAAGCAGAAAGGACAUCAUGGACUCUUUAAGGAAUGAGAAUUUUGACUUAGUACUUCUUAAUUCACUAGAUCUCUGUUCUUUACUGCUUGCUGAGAAACUUGGGAAACAAUUUGUGGUCUUCCAUCCCAUGCAAUCUACCUCUAUGGACUUUAGGUUACCAAGAGACUUGUCUUAUGUUCCAAUAUACAGUUCCAGUUUAACUGACCAAAUGGACUUCUGGGCAAGAGUUAAGAACUUCCUGAUGUUCUUUGAUUUCUCCAUGAAGCAAAGAGAAAUACUUUCUAAAUAUGACGGCACUAUCCAGGAGCAUUUUGCAGAAGGCUCUCAGCCACUUUUGUCUGACCUUCUACUGAAAGCAGAGCUGUGGUUUGUUAACUCUGACUUCGCCUUUGAAUUUGCUCAUUCUCUGCUUCCAAACACAGUCUAUGUGGGAGGCUUAAUGGACAAACCUAUUAGACCAAUACCACAAGACUUAGAGGAUUUUAUCAUUAAGUUUAGAGACUCGGGUUUUGUCCUUGUGGCCCUGGGCUCCAUAGCAACAAUGUAUCAGACAAAGGAACUUAUUAAGGAGAUGAAUAGUGCCUUUGCUCACCUCCCUCAAGGGGUGGUGUGGGCAUGUAAGGACACUCAUUGGCCUAAAGAUGUCAGUGUGGCUCCAAAUGUCAAACUCAUGGAUUGGCUUCCCCAGACUGACCUUCUGGCUCAUCCUAGAAUUCGUCUUUUUGUUACUCACGGGGGAAUGAAUAGCAUAACGGAGGCCAUCCAGCAUGGAGUACCCAUGGUGGGGAUUCCCUUUUAUGGAGACCAGGCUGAAAACAUGGUCCGAAUAGAAGCAAAGAAAAUUGGUGUUUCUGUUCAGCUAGAGACACUCAAGGCAGAGACAUUUGCACAUACGCUGAAAGAAGUCAUAGAAGACAAGAGGUACAAGUCUGUAGCAAUGGCCGCCAGGGCCAUCAGGCGCUCCCACCCCCUGACACCUUCCCAGCGUCUGGUGGGCUGGAUUGACCACAUCCUACAAACAGGGGGAGGAGCACAUCUCAAGCCCCAUGGCGUUCAACAGCCAUGGCAUGUGCAGAACCUGCUGGAUGUCCUAUUGUUCCUGUUGGGGCUCACUCUGGGCACCUGGUGGCUGCUGAAGAAAAUGCUGGGCUUGUUGCUCAGGUCCCUGGGUGUGACCAGGAAGGAAAAGAAGGCAUAA